Tachyglossus aculeatus (Australian echidna) is the source of this 1528-nucleotide messenger RNA. RefSeq names its product annexin A9 (gene ANXA9). The record is from RefSeq and is a predicted model, not a curated record. NCBI's taxonomy places the organism in Eukaryota, Metazoa, Chordata, Mammalia, Monotremata, Tachyglossidae. The coding region runs from base 121 to 1239 and encodes 372 amino acids. Gene Ontology annotation, molecular function: calcium-dependent phospholipid binding; calcium ion binding. Gene Ontology annotation, cellular component: cytoplasm. The transcript is spliced from 14 exons.
CCUCCCUCCGUCGCCUCUCGGGCCCGUGGGAAGGGGAGGACGGCCCGGGUCGGGGUGGCCCUCGGCAGGCGCCCCGGCAGCCCAGAGGAGCCGGGGCCACGAGAGGGGACGGACGGCCCGAUGGAUGGACGGACGGACGGCCCGACAAGCCCGGCGGCCUCGGCCCUCCUGACUCGGGAGUCACCGGCCCACCAGCCGGCCAUGCCCCCAGUCCCCGCAGACCGAGACCCAUCUCUGGCCGACGAGAUCCUCAGCCACCUGGGCGUCACAGAGAAGACGGCGGCCUGGGGGACCCUGGGCACGGUCCGCCCCUUCCUCGCCUUCAGUGUGGACAGCGACGUGCAAAGGCUUCUCGGAGCCAUCAAGGGCCAAGGGGUGGACCAGGGCACCAUUGUUGACGUGCUGACCAACCGGACCACUGAGCAGCGGCUACACGUCGCCCAGACUUUCCAGGACCGCACUCAGCAGGACCUGCUGAGGUCGCUGGAGGCGGCCCUCUCGGGCAGUCUGGAGAAGGCCGUGGUGGCCCUGCUGAAGCCCGCCGCCCAGUUUGAUGCCCACGAACUGAGGGUGGCGCUGAAGGCUCCGGGCGCUGCCCAGGACACGGCCGUGGAGAUCCUGGCCACCCGCCCCCUGCCCCGACUCCGCCAGUGCCUGGCCUUCUACGAGCACGAUUUCCAAGUGGAAGCUGCGGACGAUGUGAGGUCUGAGGUGGACAGUCCACUCAGAGAACUGCUGCUGGCUCUCGCUGAGGGUGGCCGGGAGAGUUACUCUGGGGUCAUUGACUAUAACCUGAUGCGGCAGGACGCCCAGGAGCUGCAUGAGAAUGAACAGCUGGAUCCUGACGGGGGCUGGAUCCAUCUGUUCACCCAGCGCAGUACUGAGCACCUGAACCGAGUGUUUGACCAGUACAAGGGACUCAGCGGGCAAGAAGUAGAGGACACGAUUAGGGACCGUUUCCAAGGUGAUGCUCAGGUCACUCUUCUCUCCCUUGCAUCCGUGAUCAGGAACACCCCACUGUACUUUGCUAACAAACUCCACCAGGCCCUGCAGGGACCAGAACCUGAUCAUGGUGUCCUGAGCCGCGUCCUCAUCUCCCGCUGCGAGACGGAUCUCCUGAGUGUACGGGCAGCGUUCAGGAAGAAGUUUGGAAAGUCCCUGUACUCCUCCCUCCAGGAGUCGGUGAGCGGGGCCUGCCUCCCGGCCCUGCUGGCCCUGUGUGGGGGUGAAGACUUCUGAGUCCGGGACCGGCGCCCUACCCCACUUCAGAGGGACCCCGAAUGAAGUCUGCCCGCCCCCCACCCCCGACACAGACCCCAAAAUGUUAUCUUCCCUCCCCCCCCCCAACCGAGGCCUAACUGGAGCCCCCCGCCCCCGAAUGAAGAGGUCAUAACGGACGCCUCCCGCCGCCCCUCGAAGUAGGGAAUCAAAGUGGAGCCUUCCCACCCCCCGAGGGGACCAAGAUGAUGCUCCCCUCUUGCACCCCCUCCCCUUCUCGAAUAUAAUAAUAAUAAUGAUGGCAUUUAUU